UAUGUGACCGCUGAUUGUGGAGAGACUUGAGUAAAUGUUCCAAAGAUGUAUUUAUUUGUUUGAAUAUUAUGUUUUGCUUUCAGAUCCGGAGUUCAACGGGCUUGGGGAACUGCCAGCUCUGCCAUAUUGUGAGUUUGAGCUGAGCAGUCCGGAAGGCUUUGUGGAAUCUACCCAGAUAGCCGGAGAGGGCCGAGCGCUACCCACUGAGGCUGUGGACUGCAGGUGGUACAUCAAGGCCCAGCCAAAAUCGAGGAUCUACAUGCGCUUUCUGGAGUACGAGAUGCAGAACUCGAAUGAGUGCAAGCGAAACUUUGUCGCCAUCUACGACGGCAGCAGCUCGGUUGAGCACCUAAAGAAUAAGUUCUGCUCCACGGUGGCCAACGAUGUCAUGCUGGUGUCCUCUGUCGGCGUGGUGAGAAUGUGGGCAGAUGAGGGAAGCAGGAAGAGCAAAUUCAGGAUCCUCUUUACAACUUUCCAUGAGCCUCCGUGUGAAGCGGAAACUUUAUUUUGCCAUAGCAACAUGUGCAUCAACCACACCCUUGUCUGCAACGGUAUACAGAACUGCGUUUAUCCAUGGGACGAGAAUCACUGCAAAGAGAAGAGGAAAGCCAGUAUCCUGGACACGCUGGACCACACUAACAUCACUAUCAUUGUAGUGACCUGUGGCCUGGUUGUCAUCCUGCUCAUCAUCUCCGUCAUCAUCCAGGUCAAACAGCCACGCAAGAAAUACAUCAUCCGCAGAGAGGACUUUGACUCUGCCCUCCUCCACCCCGGUUUUGAGCCCCCUCACUACGAGCUCUGCACUUUGCGCCUUGCCCCGUCCGGCGAUCUGACCGAUGCCGCCAUGGCCGAGGACUACGAGAAGUUCCACAAUCUCCGCCGCUCCUCUUCCAAGUGCAUCCGUGACCACCACUGCGGCUCCUUCCAUGGCAGCGUGCACGGCAGCCGCAGUAACCUGAGCAUUAGGGAUGCCAACAUCGUGGCUGACGAGGGGGCUCACCCGCCGGCGAUGGUGAGCCAGCAGUCACCGUGCCUCCCCCACCACAACACGCCGAUGGGACGAAAGAGCAUCCUGGUAAUGAAGCACAGUUACUCUCAGGACGGGGUGGAGGGGUACAGGGCGGAGGAGGAGGAGGAGGAGGAGGAUUCGAGGAUGGAUGAAGGCCCCAUCACCAGCCGGCCCCACAUGCAUCACCACCAGAUCCACAGGGGCCCAUCGGGGCUGGACCAAGCUGUCCACCGCACACUGUCUAAUGACCUCUAAUGUCAGGCUACACAUAAAGAUACGGGGGGAAAGAGGUCAUCACCUUGAUUCUUUAUCUGGGGAUGUGACAACCCUAACCCUUUUUAAAAAUAGAUUUCAGUGUAACUUAUAGGAAUAAAUGCUGAUCUUUUACAGCU
This is a messenger RNA of Pseudoliparis swirei, 1401 nucleotides long. RefSeq names its product neuropilin and tolloid-like protein 1. The coding region runs from base 35 to 1264 and encodes 409 amino acids. Gene Ontology annotation, molecular function: protein binding. The transcript has 6 exons. The record is from RefSeq and is a predicted model, not a curated record. NCBI's taxonomy places the organism in Eukaryota, Metazoa, Chordata, Actinopteri, Perciformes, Liparidae.